Molecule: messenger RNA, 2783 nt
Organism: Ficedula albicollis (Collared flycatcher)
Lineage: Eukaryota; Metazoa; Chordata; Aves; Passeriformes; Muscicapidae
Gene: GID4
Product: GID complex subunit 4 homolog
Exons: 6
Coding region: 17-694 (225 amino acids)
Biological process (GO): protein catabolic process in the vacuole; protein targeting to vacuole; negative regulation of gluconeogenesis
Cellular component (GO): GID complex; extrinsic component of membrane
Source: RefSeq, a predicted model, not a curated record
CGGGGACCCCCCCGAGAUGCCGGUUCGGAGCGAGAGGCGCCGCGCUGGAGGAGCGGGGAGUUCGUCCUCCUCCUCUACCGCCGCAGCGGCCGCCAGCAGCCUGGUGCCGCCGCCCCCCAUCAACACGGCGCAGCCCGGAGUGGCGACUUCUCUGCUUUACAGCGGGGCUAAAUUCCGCGGGCAGCAGCGCAGCAAAGGCAACGCUUACGAGGUGGAGGUCGUCAUGCAGCAUGUGGAUAUGGAAAACUCCUAUCUCUGCGGAUACUUGAAGAUUAAAGGCCUUACAGAGGAGUACCCAACCCUCACCACGUUCUUCGAAGGCGAGAUAAUCAGUAAGAAGCACCCGUUCCUAACGCGCAAGUGGGACGCUGACGAGGACGUGGAUCGUAAACACUGGGGAAAGUUCCAGGCUUUUUACCAGUAUGCAAAAACAUUUAACUCUGAUGACUUUGAUUAUGAAGAUCUAAAAAAUGGGGACUAUGUCUUCAUGAGAUGGAAGGAGCAGUUCCUAGUCCCAGAUCACACCAUCAAGGACAUCAGUGGUGCUUCCUUUGCUGGUUUCUAUUACAUCUGCUUCCAGAAGUCAGCAGCAUCUAUAGAGGGCUAUUACUACCAUAGGAGUUCAGAAUGGUAUCAGUCGUUGAAUUUAACGCACGUUCCCGAGCACAGUGCUCCUAUCUACGAGUUCCGAUGACAGCUGUCCAGAUCUGAUAGCGCCCAGAAGCAAAGCGGGCAGGAGAGCAUGGCCUGCCAGGAGAACUGUGUCCCUGUGGGAGCACGGCAAUGCACGCUUCUCUCCUGCCCCUUGGACUCGAGAGAGAGAGAAAGAGAGAGCCUGGAUGUGAACUCACCCAGCCUGAGGAGCUGCUGGAGCUUGAUUCUCCCUCCUGUCGAGUGGCCAUUUGAUCUUUACUCUGGUUUUAAGCUACUUUAAUGCACUUUCUUGUUGCACAGCUCGUUUCUCUGUCACUGAAAUUCCUCCCGGCUCUCCUCUGGAAGCUGUUUCUCAGUAGCUGGAAUCAGUGCUCUGGCCUCUAAGUAAUAAGGAAAUGUAAGCUCGAGGCUUAUAUUUUCCUUGUUAUAUCCUGAUGUGGGUUGGAAUAACCAGGAUUCAGGUUUCUUGCCCAGAUUUCCAGCUCUGAUGCUCCCAGAGCCAGGUCCUGGGUGUGAGGCUCAGCUGUGGAGUCUGUUGGGGGAGUGGUGGCUGAGGUAAGGCUGGAGUGAGGCUUUGCUGGCUAACAAGGUUAGCUGGAGCUGCAGAUCUUUCAAGAACACCAGCCCUUUGGAGCUGGGAGCUGUUCCGGUGUCUGGAUAGGCCACUGGGAAUUAAUUUGAUGUACGGACUUCCAGGCUCUCAGUAAAGUGGAUCUGAACUCUGCUUGUAGGUGUAUAUUUGCUCUUUACUUAAGUUAAGGGUAAAAAAAAAAGUUAAAAAAAACAGACAAAAAAAAAGACUUUUAUUAAAAAAAAAAUAUCUAUUUUUAUGGUUCCUUUUCCAAAGGACCCUUUGGCAAAUGCACAAGUACUGGAUUCCAUGUUACCGUUUUCACAUUGAAAACCAGGAAUGUCUGUGUUUUUAUAUCUGUGUCUGUAUCCAGCUAAGCUUUGGGAGCGUAACCGGAGCGCAGGCGCUGAGCAGCGUCACCCUGGCACCUCUCAGCGCUUGUACUCCCCCUUCGUGCUUCACCACCACUGCUUGACACCUUUAUACAAGGAAAAACAAGAAAAAAGUUUUAAAAAAACUCCUUCCCAGUAGCACCCUCUGACUCUGAAUGUUCCAAGUGACAUAACUUAAGGCUCCUGUGCCAAAGUGUGUGUGUGUUUGUAUGCGUGUGGGGUGUUUUUUUUAAAGACACUUUAAAACUUGGCCUCAGUUGUGUUUUUACCUUGUCAGCCCCACCUGUGGGGAUUUGUGAGAGUUUAGUUUGCCUUUAAUCCUGGCUGUUUUAAAGCCCAGCUUCCUGCAAGCAGACGUGUGGCAUGGCUGGUGCUGAGGAUAGAUUUUCCACCUGGGAGAGGGGAUUGAAGCCUCCGAGGUGCUUUGGGUUUUGCUUCUUUUUAACUAACUUCCUUUUUGGCAGCAGUUAUUGCUUGUUUAAGCCUUAACAAGGAAGGAUUCAGGGCUUGGAGAGCCCCUUUUUUCUAUUCCAAGUUGGGAUUUUGGAGGAGCAGCCGGGGCAGUCUGAGGAGAUGAUGCGGGAUUCACACACCUCGUGUGUGCUGUUCUCCGUGGAUCAGUCCUGUUCCCUGGCACAUGUGGAGAGAGACACCUGGGGGAGAAGGGAGAGACCUGGCCUGUCCCAGGGACUGUGUGCUGGUGCUUUGGCUGUUGCUGGAGGACGUGCAGGGACAAUGCUGAGGUGAUUUGGGGCUUUGAGCAGAGCAGUUGGGAAGGGUGCUCCUGUUUUAUUUUACUACUCUUUGACAAACUCAGCCCCUUUUGAGGAGAGGGGUUUUCCUCAUGGAUGGUGCUGGGAGAUGUCCUGGUUUUAGAAGUGAAAUCCGAUGGUGCUGGUCCACUGUGACCAAGUGUGGGGGUGAAACCUCCUUCCCAGGUGCUGUGUGAGUGCACCAUAUAAGAGCUAUAACAGCUCUUCCCAGCUCUCUGGAGCUGUCUGUGCAAUGCUGGUGGUGGCACUGUUGUCCCUGUGCUCCUCAGGGCUGUCAGGGCCAGUUGGAUUUCUGAUAUGGUUUAGUUGCAUUAACCCUGUUCAUUGGCAGAAGCUGAGUUACGAUGGUCGUGGGGGUGUUUAACAUGUGUAAGUAUCCCUAAACCAAUGAAG